AUGGAUUGUAAUAAAUUAGAUGAAAAUUAUAUAAGAGAGGAUUCUUCUUUAAAAGUAGCAGAUGAAUUAAUUAAUAUCCCUAAAAAUUAUCAAGAUAUGAAUAAGAAUAUCAUUGAAUCAUAUAUACAAUAUAGAAAAUCUAAUAAUAAUGGGAAUUUUAAUAUUGAAUAUCAAAAUGAUAUAAAUACUAAGAAAAGGAGAACAGCAUUUGAAAGAGAAGCUAUAUUUAAUAAAUUAAUGGAAAUAAAUCCAACAUUAGUUAAAAUUGAUUCGAAAUCAAUUCCUGGUACUUGUGUUUUUUGUCAAAUAUGUCAAGUACGUAUUAUAUUAAAUCCAGCAUAUUAUCUCAAUAAUUGGAGAACUCAUAUGAGUGGUAAACUUCAUAGAGCUUUAUCUAAAGCUGUAGGAAGUCCACAUUUUAUAGAUGAACUUAAUGAUUUUAGUAUAAAUGAAUUUCAUAAUUAUAUUUAUAAUAAUAAAUCAAAUAUAAAUAAUAAUGGUGAAUUAAUAUUAUCUGAAUCACCUAGUUAUAUAUCAACUGCUUUGCAAAGUAUUAAUAAUUCACCUUUGGCUAUUCAAGAUAAAGAAUAUUUAAAAUCUCAAUGGGAUAAUUCAAAUCAAAAUAAAAUAUUACAAUCUUCUAAUUCACAAAAUAAUUCACAAAAUAUUAAAAUUUUUGAAGAAAUAGAAAAUAAUGAAAUUACUGAUAUUUUUAAUCAUAAUGAAAAUAUUAAUAUAGAUGUAACAGAUGUAACGGAUGUAACAGAUGUAACAGAUGUAACAGAUGCAACGGAAAAUCAUAAAGAUGGAAAUAAUGAUAAUAUUAAUACUUUAAAUAAUUUAGUUAUUCAUCCUCUUAUAACAACUUUAACAGAAUCAUAUCAAGUAUCUAAAGAUAAUAAUAAUUUAGAUAAUCAACAUGAUUAUUAUAAAUCUUUUCAAAUUCACCAAAAAGAUAAAGGAGAUAAUAUUAUUUUAUCUUCAUCUACAAAUAUGAAUUCACCAAUAUUUACCUCUUUAUCACCAAUAACAGAAUAUAGAGAUUCUCAUUUUCAAAAUAAUUCAAGAAAUAUUUUUAAACCUGAUAGUCCUAAUAUAAAUAAAAUUACUGAUAAAUCUUCAGAAUAUGAUUAUUUUGAUAUAUAUACUAAUAAUACUAUUAAUAAUCAUCAUCAUGGUAUAAAUAUAGAAUCUAAUAAUUAUGAUUUACCUGUAAUACCACCUUAUAAAAAAAUAGAAGAUGAGAAUUUCAGCUUAAAUCCAUGUCCAGGAAUUAGUAAAGUUAGAUAUUGGGCAAUGUGUUUUAUUGGAUCUGAGAGAUCAGUUGAACCUUGUGAAGAAAAACAAAUAAUAGAUACAAGGAGAGUAUUUUAUAAACAAUCUAUAAUUACAAGAGUUAUACCAAAUAGAGAUCCAGAACAUCUUGGUGUUGUACAUCACCCUCAAUGUAUAGGAUUUACAAAUAAUAAUGAUCAACCUUGUAAUCGUUGUGUACAAUAUAUUAAUAAUAGACAAUUAGCUCGUGUUAUUAGUAAGAGAGCUACUAGAUUACAAGAAAUGUGGGAUCGUGUCAUAGCCGGUGAAUAUAUUUUAAGUGGAAGAAAGAUACCACAAUCUAUUAUUAUGGCUUAUAAUCAUAGAAUAGAUCAUUGGACUAGAUGUAAUGAUCCAUUAGAAGCUAUAACUAGAGCUUUAGCUGGUUGCAGACAAAGAGAUUAUACACCUUUUUUUUGGAAAAUUAGGGAAAAUAUUUUACAUAAUGCUAGACAGGUAAAACUUAGGAGAUAA
Cryptosporidium muris RN66 is the source of this 1788-nucleotide messenger RNA. RefSeq lists its product as uncharacterized. NCBI's taxonomy places the organism in Eukaryota, Apicomplexa, Conoidasida, Eucoccidiorida, Cryptosporidiidae. The transcript has a single exon. Bases 1 to 1788 code for a protein of 595 amino acids. The record is from RefSeq and is a predicted model, not a curated record.